AUGCCGUUGUCGAGAAAUACGGAUUUCUUUGGCAGAAAAGCCACUCUUGAUGACCUGCGAGAUGCUCUUCUUCCCCAAGAGCCUGCUAAUGAUGAGGUCGGAAAGGGAACGAACAAUAUCAAAAGCUUUUCUAUCCUUGGCCCUGCUGGAAUUGGCAAGACGCAAGUUGUUAUCGAAUUUGUGCACCUUCAUAUGCAUUGUUUCGACGCAGUGUUCUGGAUACACGCAGAUGAGCGGUCGAAAAUCAUCGAAGACGUCAACAAGAUAACGAAGCAGCUUGGCUUAGUGGACGAAGCCUCUGCUGACUCAGAUGACCAGAUUUUAACCAGAGAUUUGUUCAAAACUUGGUUAGAGAAUCCUGUACGGACUUUUGCCUCCACUUCGGCCCAAAGUCGAGCGUCCUGGUUGCUGAUUCUUGACCAUGUAAUUGACCCAAAGAUCUUGGAUGAAUUCUGGCCAGCCAAGGGAGAAACGGGGUCCAUCCUCAUUACUAGUCGAAGAAACACGUUAUGGAACGCCGCGACAUAUCCUUCUGGCACGCUGCAACCUUUCACUCCUGAAGAGGCAGUGGACUUCAUCGGCAUAUUAGCUCAAAGGGAUAUGUCAGAGGAAGAACGUCAGUGCGCAAGACUCAUAUCUGACAAAGUAAAAGGAUAUCCACUAGCUUUGAAAUACUUGACGGGCGGGAUUGUCGAGCAAAACAUAUCCUUUGCAGAAUUUCUGAUUCAGGAUCACGGCCGAAGUGCGAAACGUCGCCGGAACAUUAAUCCAGUGGUCAGGUUCAUUGACAAUGAAGAACACUCGUUCCUGGAAUCCGCUUUUGAUAGCAUCAGCCACUCUCGACCUCUCCUUGACGUCCUUUCGAUGUUGGAUCCGGAUCAUAUUCCGCUGGACAUACUAAAAGCCCCGUCAACCGGCUUCCGUCUGCCAGGAUAUCCCUCAACAGAGCAGGCCCUCCGUAGUUCUGUUCAGCAAUUGUUCAAAUACUCUCUAGUGGUAAAGAAUAAGAUACCUGAAUCGUUAUUAAUGCAUAGGAUUGUCCAGGAUGCAGCAAGGAAACAGAUGGAACCUGACUACUAUCGAGCUGUAUUCAACGCGUGUGUUACGCUAAUAUCAUCAAAAUGGCCCUUCCGCGAAUUCACAUGGAGACACGGGACUUCCAGGUGGGAUCAAUGCGAGGAGUUACUGCCUCAUGUUAUGACCCUUCGAGGAUUUGCGUCCAAACACAAUACGAGAAUGGACGAUCUCCAUGGAGCAUUUGCGUAUGCGCGACUAGUAUGCGACUGCGGGUGGUACUGCCACGAGCGAGGAAAAACCACUGAGUCGGAUAUGUUCGGCAGCAUUGCACAAAAGAUAUGCGAGGAGCUGAAGCAAUUUUAUCCCCUCGACUUAGUGAAUGCCGAUAAGAAUCCAUCUGAGCAACAGGUUGCGGAUGCACUGGCAGAAAUUCUCCACAACAGAGGUGUCGUGGCGGUGGAAGUCAACUGGCGAAGGGAAUCUCUGGAACAUCUGACGAGGUUCAAUGAGAUGAUGCUCCAAGAGCUCGGCGAUAGGCCUGCAGGGCAAGAUAUGCGACUGGCGCUCUCUUUCAACGAACUUGGGUGUGCCUACAUGCUUCGAGAUAACUUCGAGAAAGGCGAGGAAUGCUUUCAAAAGUCAAUAUCCAGCAUGGAGAAGUUGGACAACUUCGAGAAAUGGCAGAUAUCACUUCCGCUGGUGAACCUAGGCUUUGUCUAUUGGUUAAUCGGCCGCAAUUCAGAAGCACUCGACGUACUCCUGGAAGGUCUGAGCGUGAGGGAAAGGAAGUUUGGAUAUAAUGAUCGCGAAUCGUUCAUUACCGGGCGAUUUUUAUAUGCCCUGGGGAACGCGUAUGCGUCUCUAGAGAUGUUCGAUGAGAGUUUGCAAUAUCACGGGCGGGCGCUCGACCACUAUCGAGAGACUCUUGGAAGUAGACACCAUCGGACUGCAGACACAUACAUUCGAAUCGCGGACAAUUUCUUGCGACUGAAAGAUGGAGAACAUGCUUUAGCGCUUGUUGAAAAAGCCAUCCAGAUCUAUCUGUCCAGCGCGGCGUUCACAGCCGAAGCGGCUCGCGCGAGGUACUGGAAGAGCAAAGUUCUUCGAAAGCUAGGUCAGGUCAAGGGAGCAGAAAAUGAGGAAAAAGAGGCCUUGAAGCUCUAUCGCGAGGCGCGACAGAAAUUUCAGGACAUCAUGCCAGAAGAUAAGAGACCAUUUGAAGAGCUAGAAGGGGUCGAUUUUGACCGACUAAUUGUCUUUUGGUCGAGAUAG
Messenger RNA from Eremomyces bilateralis CBS 781.70, 2289 nucleotides. RefSeq names its product TPR-like protein. The transcript is spliced from 6 exons. The record is from RefSeq and is a predicted model, not a curated record. The coding region runs from base 1 to 2289 and encodes 762 amino acids. Lineage: Eukaryota; Fungi; Ascomycota; Dothideomycetes; Eremomycetales; Eremomycetaceae. Gene Ontology annotation, molecular function: ADP binding; protein binding.